AUGAUGCAGGCUGCCUUGCUCCUUGGGUGUAUCUUGCUGUCCUCGGUGACCGCCUUUCCGUGGAAGACUCAGAAUGGUGGCCUGCCAGCUGUCACAGAAACUGAGCCUACAUCACAUGUAGUCUCCAACAAGAUUCCUCUUCCAACCCCCAGUACCUGCCAGAACCUCUUGAACAUGUUGCCCCCCAUAACUCCUCUUCUGUCCGAUUAUCUCUUAGCACUGAGAGUUGUCCUGGAAAAUAUUGGCUGCCCUGCUGAGGCCUACUCUCUGCAGCUCCAGCACACUAAAACGGGAGGAAAAGCCGGCACUGAAACCCUGAUCCUCGAGAGUCAAGAGCGUAGCCAGGAGGAAGGGACUGGCAAUGGUGAAGUCAUUCUGAGGCAUCUGGUGCCAUCCCCUGGGGAAAUGAAGAGAGUCCAGCGCUCAGUUACCCUGCCUGAGGCGUGUACCUCUGAUCCCGGGUGGUUGUUGUCCGAGAUGGCACAGCUGAUGAUUGAGUCUGUCGAGAAGUUUCCUUCCACUGACCUGGUAAGAGAGCUCAAGGCUUCUGCAGUCAAUGUCACCCAGCAGUGUACCAUGGAGUCUUGGGACCAUUUGUAUGACGUAACCAAGAAGCUGAUGAAUGACCCAGAAUUGAAAGAGGUCGAGAUUCCCAUAGAACACCGACUGUACCUGUUUGGUCGACUUGCAGUCCUUAUGAAUCGUCUUUUCCUGAACGUUGUAUGGAAUUCUCUUCAGAACUAUUUUGGCUAG
This is a messenger RNA of Arvicanthis niloticus (Nile rat), 753 nucleotides long. Lineage: Eukaryota; Metazoa; Chordata; Mammalia; Rodentia; Muridae. The record is from RefSeq and is a predicted model, not a curated record.